Messenger RNA from Enhydra lutris kenyoni (northern sea otter), 2472 nucleotides. Its product is annotated as protein FAM228B-like. The transcript is spliced from 10 exons. Bases 861 to 1895 code for a protein of 344 amino acids. NCBI's taxonomy places the organism in Eukaryota, Metazoa, Chordata, Mammalia, Carnivora, Mustelidae. The record is from RefSeq and is a predicted model, not a curated record.
CGGCGCAGGGGUUGCGGGGGGCUACGUCAAGUAAACACUGGACUCGAACGUUCUGUCAUUCCGAGGCGACGGGCCCAAGCUGACGGGCCCGCAGGCCCUGGGGGCGCAUUCUCCUGUCGCAGUCGACCACUGCGGGGCCGUGGGCCUUGGGGCAGGACCCCUCGCGUGCUUGGGAAGGGAGCUGAGGUACCUGGGUGGUCUGCAGCUUUCCUGCCAGGCCGGGCGGAGCAGGCACUAAUCUUGUUGACGGGAUGGGAGGAAAGGGACGGGGUGGUGGGUCCUGUAGGUCUACAACGGGCGCAAGCCCUAAUGACAUCCCCCUCAGGUGACGAUCGGCGGGCGGGGGGUGGUGGUGGUGGUGGUGUGUGUGUGUGGGGGGGUGCUUUGGGCGUCCUAGAACUUGAGGACACAAAUUUUUGUGAAAGCCCCUCCCUCUCUACUAAGCCCCUCGCGUGGGCCUCAGUAGCCAGAAAGUUGCAACUCCCUGGGUUCGCGGUCCUGAGUCAGGAAAACUGCAGUGCGACCCCUAGAGGCCUGUCUGGUAAUUGCCACGCCGGCUGGAACGGGCUGUGUGGUAGAAGGACUUGGAAAGAGCCUGGAAUUCCGGGGUUGCUGGCGUCAGUCCAGUGAGAACCUCCCCUGCUUAAAAGACGGUGGUUCUGAAGACCUAAUAAAAAACGAUGGUGAAGGCCUCUUACUAGGGAAAGUGUGGGUGGCUACUAAUUCAGAAUCUGUUCCACACCCUUCGUGGUCGCGAGGAUUGUUAAUUAAGCAAAAGAGAAAGCAGGACUGUGAAUUCUCAUUACUAAAUAAGCUCAAUUUUUUUAGUUUCCCUAGGGGCUCUAUUUUUUGUGACCACAAUGAGAAAUUUAGACAGUGAUGAUCAGUUAACUGACAAGCUUCACAAGCCCAAGAGAUCGAAAGAAUGGUUUGAACCACAGCCACUUUCUUUUAUGGAGGCAUUAGCUAAAGAAGAUACUGAUGCAGCUAUUCAAUCAAUAUUAUAUAGAGAAAAUUAUGUGAUUAAGGAACUAGAUAAGUAUUUACAACAUCAUGACUUCUUAAAGGCAAGGAGAAAAGAGAUGUUACAUAAAAGAUGGGUUGACCAUGUCGCACAUCCUCUCCAGAAGAAAAUUAUAGAAAAAGUUGGUUCAUAUAAGAAGAUUAAAAAAAGGAGACAAGAUGAAUUAGAUGGUUUUUUAAAACAUGUAAAUAAAAAGGGAAAUGUAUUUAUAGAACAUUAUGAUCCCAAAGAAUAUGAUCCUUUUUAUAUGAGCAAAGAGGACCUGAAUUUUCUGAAGGUUACCAUUCCACCAUUUCAUGAUCCUUUGAAAAAGGCACAAUAUGACAAAGAUGAUGAAAAAAGAACUCUUCUUCAGUGUGAGACUGGCAAAAUAUAUACAAUGAAAGAAUUUAAAGAGAUUGAAAAGGCCAAACUGCAUUCCAGAUUCCCAAGAAUUUCUAAUUCAAGGCACUUUAUGACUCCAAAUGAGUGGCUUAAGCUGCCUACAACUUACAUAGAAAGUGAAUUUUGUAAAAGGAGCAGGUUAAAAGUGAAAAUGAAUUUUAACGAUUGUAGUUUUGAUAUGAAACCCUUGACAAGAGUUCCUCAUUCUGUGGAGGCUCAGCAAGAAGAAAAAGCAGUUAUUUCCAAUUCUGAAAAACUCACCUGUUCAGAAAAGAAACGUCUGCCUGAUAAAGAGAACAAGAAUACUGACCCAAGUCAGACUGCUUUUGAAAGGAAGUUUCAUUCCUCAAAGCUCAGCCAGGAGAAUAAAAGGGUUGAGAAGAACUGUGUGAGUUCAGAGUGGCAUCGUGAAAAUGAUCACUCAGAGCCACAGAAUAUGGAUCUUAACAGGUGGAUUCAAGGAAAUCAAAAUAUCAAAGUUCUCUAAGAAAGGGAAAUGACACCCCAGAAGGGACAAGACGGCACUGUGGCUGUAACAGACCCCAAUAUGCAGUAUUUCAGAAACCAAAAACCAGGAAGACAUGUAGAAAAGGAAGAAAAUCGAUUUGACUCUCAUUUCUGUCACCACUUUAACAUGUGUGGGAAGAGUGUGUAUUGCCCAACACGAGCGAAGGUGUGUUCGCGUUCGCACGCUGGGCUGGGCUGCAGUACCCGCUGGGCAUCUCGCUGCUGGAUCUCUGGGAGGCUGUCGCUGACCCCUUACACUACCCACAGUGGUCUCUGACGGCCCUUCUAGCGUGACUGCACACCAAGGCUUUGUUUUUAAUUUACGACCAUGGCACCAUGGAGCUGAAUGUGUUCUCUCAUUGGUUCCUGGAUUUUUUUGAGGACAUCAGGGUGCACGUGGAGCACAUGGACAGAGUCACACGUGUGUGUUUAAGCAGCGUCCUAAGUCCUAGUGUCGCCCUUCUCCUCUCAUUUCCUUUGGUCCCACUGUAUGCAUCCACUGACAUUUUAUCUUGUUGCUUUUGAUACAUCUGAGUAAGCUAUUUUAUGCUUUUUUU